AUGUUUGUAUUCAUAAUGGGGUAUACCACCACCUUUUUGAUAUUCUUUCUCCUUUCCGGUGAUUUGAUGUUGUGUUUUUUUGACUGUUUUGUUUUGUUUUUUUUUCUUUCACCCUUCGGUUCUCGUCUUUUCCCUUCGAGUUUCGCAUUGACGUCCGUUUGUUGUUCUCCACCUCAGCUUCCUGUUCCGAAAACACGCGCUCAAGUUGUAAGUGAUGAACUUAUCAUCGUUUACAUUGUUUUCGGUAGUGAACACACUUCAGAUGUGGUGCAACUGCGAAAAAAAAAAAGAAUGCCGGUUUCUUGGUCGGUCUUGAAUUUCGACCAUACAAUGGUUUCGCUUCUGGACGCCGGCGACUGUAUCAAAGUCCCAGAGACAUCGCAUCGAGAUAACAAAAAGAAAAAACAAAGUAUGUCAACUGCCAACAUAAAAGCCAACAUGAACCUGAAAAAAAAAGGAUUCACAGCUUUUACCGCUUGA
This is a messenger RNA of Lachancea sp. 'fantastica', 480 nucleotides long. The record is from the annotation of a GenBank genome assembly. NCBI's taxonomy places the organism in Eukaryota, Fungi, Ascomycota, Saccharomycetes, Saccharomycetales, Saccharomycetaceae.